Morchella importuna is the source of this 345-nucleotide messenger RNA. RefSeq lists its product as uncharacterized. Bases 1 to 345 code for a protein of 114 amino acids. The transcript is spliced from 5 exons. The record is from RefSeq and is a predicted model, not a curated record. NCBI's taxonomy places the organism in Eukaryota, Fungi, Ascomycota, Pezizomycetes, Pezizales, Morchellaceae.
AUGAUACGGUUCCUGCAUCGUGAAUCCUGGGCCGCCGGCAAUUUCCGCCAAAAGGAAUCCGUUGUUACUGGAAAGAUGUUCUCCUACGCGUGCAUAUCAGAGUUGGUUGAUCUGAGAUUCCUAUUCCCAUGUAUCAUUUUGUCAAACAUAGCAGGCGUGAAUUCUGGCAGUUAUAUUCACGAAUGUUCGUCUCACUAUGACGCCGGAUUUGUCUGCGACAAUCAUUUCCUCUGUUUCAAAGACGCCGUAGUUGCCACAAAGCCUCAGAGAUCCCUUGUGUGGCUAUCUGGAAUGUUUUUGGCGUUCGGCUUAGCCGUGCAUCCGGCAAGCCGCAAAGUGGGUUAA